Momordica charantia (bitter melon) is the source of this 2019-nucleotide messenger RNA. Its product is annotated as putative E3 ubiquitin-protein ligase ZFP1. Lineage: Eukaryota; Viridiplantae; Streptophyta; Magnoliopsida; Cucurbitales; Cucurbitaceae. Gene Ontology annotation, cellular component: nucleus. The record is from RefSeq and is a predicted model, not a curated record. Gene Ontology annotation, molecular function: ubiquitin protein ligase activity.
ACGAGAGCGAUGUUUUGAUGUUAUUCAAUGAAUUCUCAAACACGCCCGAUCAACAAACACUCUCUCUCGCCGAUCACUCACAGUUUGCAGUAAAUUCCCUCUCCCAUUGGAUUAUUUUCUCCGGUUUUAGCGAUUUUUUCUUUGCUUUUUCGCUGUUGCUGCGCUUAGUUACUGAUCUUCAUUAUCUUUGGGGUCGAUCUCUAGCAUAUUGUUUGAUUUCUGGAGACUGUCGGAGUUUGCUGCUGAUUUCUUGCUAGUGGUGAAGAAGCCAAAGUUAGUGGAUUUUUAUUUUACACAUGAACUGUAUGAUCGUGAGCAUUGGGGAUAGUUGCACUUUCAUGGACAUAAGGAAAAGGACACUUGCCCCUAGCCAUACGACUUCGGCAAUUGAUCUGGAAUUAGAUCAACAAGGCCAGGGAACCUUCUCACAGAGGAGUAAUCAUUCAAUGGUUACAGGUUUUAGAAGCUCAACCAAUCCUGAGGUUCAACAUCAACCUGAGCAUGCUAAUGGUGCCAUACUCUAUGCAAUGAGCCAAUACAGUGGUUCUAUGAUUCAACGUGCUCAAGAUAUGUGGGUUGCAACUGCUGGCAAUCCCUGUUCUUAUCUGACCUCACCAUACGGUAAUGAGCAGUUCCCAUCUCCAAGAAGUGGAUUGAUGGGAAUUCCUUCAGAUGCAUAUGCAAGGAAUAGUCAUUUUAUUGAGGAGGUUGGAUCUCCGUACAAGAGAAGAUUUGCCGAACCAGUUCUUGUGAAUUUCCAGGGUCCCAAUAGCUCAGCAAGUUCCGAGUCUUUAAAUGCACCUUUUGAUCCAAUGUUUUGUCAUACUCGAAGCCAUUUGGCUAGAGGAGAAUACAUGGUUCAGCACCUUCAGCCAGCUAGCAAUGCUCUCUGGUUAGACCAACGUUUCAAUUGUAACUUUGAAGAUAGAGGUGCUUGGAACUGGAACCACGCCCCUGCAGGUUUCCCUGUUCAUGGGGACAAUGCCAUUAGAGGCGCUUCCGAAAAUUCAAACUCGGGUCUUCAUAGAUAUAGUGAAAUUGGUGGGAUGAAUUGUUCGCCCAGUUUUCAGCAUCCUCCUUCCACAUUGAUCCAGCAUCCCAGUUAUCGAAUUCCAUUACCUCAACCGCACUUGCAAGGACAAAGAGGCCAAAAUAUCUGUUUAAAUCCUCCAGUAGCGGCAGUUACACAAAGGUUUCCUUUGAGUUCUGCUUAUGGCAUCAUGCACCAACAGUUUUUGGAGUUAGAGCCUAGGCAGACGAGAGAUCUUCCAUUUAAUGACCGCAGGGUGUAUAACCCUCAUGAGACAAUGUUUCGACGCCACUUGACUUCUCGAAUGAGAGUUCUGCAGGAGGGUGAAGCUGGAGUGCCCGGGGCACAGGCUUCGGCUUCGGCUUCAGACUCCAAUGAUAUAGGGGAUGCAUACAGAGAUAUGCGCCUGGAUAUCGAACACAUGUCAUAUGAGGAGCUUCUCGCAUUAGAGGAGCAAAUUGGCUAUGUCGGAACUGGGUUGUCCGAGGAAAUAAUUACAAGCCAACUGAAGACAAGGAUUUCCAUGCCAUCUGCAAGGGAUGCAAAUUUGGAAGAAGCAGCAUCAAGGAAUGAGGAAACCAAUUCCUGCACCAUAUGCCUGGACGUGAUCGAGGACGGGAAGAAGAUUGGAAUCCUUGACUGUGGACAUUAUUAUCAUGCGGAUUGCUUAAAACAAUGGCUGCUUAUAAAGAAUGUAUGCCCUGUCUGCAAAUCUGAGGCAUUGACUAGAUGAAUGAAUAGUCGAGUUGGGAUCGGCUUUAGCUGUUUGUUGUGAUCUUACAACGAUCGGUUUAAACUAUGUUAGACGUUUGUAAAUGUAUUGCACAUAUGUAAGAGAGAAAGAUCUAACUCUAUUUUAUUUUUGUGGUUUUCUUAAACUGUUGGAUGUAUCUUUGUAUAGAGUUCUUGUUAUGUUUAUAUUGUCAAACUGUACAGAUGGAAUGCUGGUUUUGGAUGUGUUCAGAAUGAACAUUUUGUUCUGUUCCUUA